Botrytis cinerea B05.10 is the source of this 2537-nucleotide messenger RNA. RefSeq lists its product as hypothetical. The coding region runs from base 321 to 2255 and encodes 644 amino acids. The record is from RefSeq and is a predicted model, not a curated record. The transcript has a single exon. Gene Ontology annotation, molecular function: DNA binding; DNA-binding transcription factor activity, RNA polymerase II-specific; zinc ion binding. Gene Ontology annotation, biological process: regulation of DNA-templated transcription; response to xenobiotic stimulus; DNA-templated transcription. NCBI's taxonomy places the organism in Eukaryota, Fungi, Ascomycota, Leotiomycetes, Helotiales, Sclerotiniaceae.
GUUGGAGAAGUUGCAGGUGUUGGAGCUUCGAUCUAGAUUUCGCAUGUCAAGGUCAAGUACCGAGAAUACCUCCCUUGAUGCUGAAGGGGUCAACUUUCUCGGUGGAUGCAAUAACAGCAUUAAUACGCAUAAUUGCAUCUCGGUAUUUACAUAUAAAUAUAUAAAUAACUUGUUGGCCUCCUGAAAAGACUGUUUUUCGAUAAGCAUGAGAGAAUUUUGGUGAGCGAUUUUGUAUUCUCUGCUGAACAGGGGUUUUGGAAAGUCCUAUCCUACAUGAGACUUCGGCCGAAUUACAUUCUAUCCCGAAGGCGCAAAAUUUCAUGACAACAUUUGAGUUUGACCCAAAUCAUUCCAUUGAAUCAAUUCUCCCACAUAUAUCGAAGGAAAAGAAGAAAGGAAAGAUGGAUAACCAAUUAUUAAAUCAACCAACCGCAUCGAAUCAACAAGUUCAGCCGCAGCCUUUCGCGGGAGAUCAGCAAAUCGAUCCCAACUUACCAAGCCAACAAGGCUCUGACAUCCGACCUGACAUCCGACCUGGGCGGCAACGGGUCAAACGUGCAUGUCAACCUUGCAAAUCAAGAAAGAAGCGUUGCGAUGGAUCGGAGCCUUGCGCUACAUGUAUUCGAUACGGGUACGAAUGUCAUUAUGAACUCGGUCCGAGGAAACGGAGAAGACACACGUUGAAAGAUCACGAUACCGAUGUUUCUCAGAGUCACAGUUCGCCUGAUGCGAGCAUUCAUCAUCGAGAUGAAAGGGAGAGAGCAGAUAGUGAAAGUGCUCAUGUCCCCCAUACCAGUGGCGCCAAAGAUACAAGUCUCUGGGGGAAAGCAUUUGCUGCUUCGUUGGCGUUGAAAUUGGAUGCGGGGAAGUUGAGCAAACCUCAUUUGGCCUGGAAUUUGGGUCUCAAGGAUGAACAAUCAUAUGCUCAGCCGCCGAUCACGAGAGUGAUAGGUCAAGCUGAGAUGCAGAGACUUGUCAAUCAUUAUUUCAAUACCACGCAUCAAAUCUUUGGCAUUUUCAAGAGAGAUAUCUUUGAACGGAAGAUCCAAGAGAGAUGGGGAGUGAAUUUUGAAAACUCUGAUCCGCAUGAUCCCAUCUUGUGUGGUGUUGCAGCAUUGGGAUCUUUGUUUUCCGGCGGCAGCCCAAGUCCCGCAGAGGCACAAUUGGUAGAAUUAGCAAAGAUAGCUUUGGAAACGACGAGUGUGUUGAAUUAUCCUUCUCGGCAUCAUGUGGUGGCAUGGGUAUUAAGGGCACUGUUUCUGAGAUGUACGGCUUGUCCUCAUGCUGCAUGGAUUGCCAGCUGUACAACGAUGCACAUUAUUGAGAGUGUAGGAAUGGAGGAUGAUUCGGAUAGCAGCAGUAACGACGCGGAGCUCGAGAGAGGAAUUAGUUGUGGGGUUUUAAAUAUGCAGAGAUUAUUCUGGAUCGCUCGAGUUUUGAAUUCAUGGGUUGCAAACGAUUAUGGACGGUCGAAAGUUACUGUGAAAAUUUCUCCACCUCCUUUUCCCUCGCCGGAGGGUGAAGCGGAUGUCACACUCGAUUAUCUCACCUUGUUUCAAAUAUCGGAACGUCUAGAUCAGGAUACGAAUCAUACGGCCGAGGAAUUCGAAGCAGGCAUAGAAUCCACGUACAGAUUUCAUGCUCGAUCAGACGGUGCAACACUUUCACAAGCCAACUUGGGUUUAGGAUUUUACCGCCGGCUGCGUCUCCUAGCAUCGACUAUAUCACCAGAAACCAUUUCUCAGGUGAUAUCCAUUGGCGUUAAAGGCUUAGGAUCCGUAACGAAAAUGGUAGAGCGUCGUCAUCCUUGGUGGCAUGUUGCCAAUAUCCCCUUUCAAUUCGUCUGUAUCCUGCUCGUCAUAGAUACUCCUGAGUCACUAUCACAUAUCGGCGAAGCUCUCGAAACUCUAGAUGCAGUAUCCCGCUGUUUCAGCACUCGCUCACUUACAGAAUCUGCGGCAACAGCCAGAACACUAGUAGAAUUAUCUCUAAAGCGGAAGCAAGAAGAAAUUAAUAUUCUGAGUCAGGGUCUCAAGACGAGGAUGGAACCAAUGCAGACUAGUCAAUUGACAAUUCCGAACAUGAAUGGUAAACAAAUGAUGCCGUCACCGAUGAUGAUGGGAAAUGUAAACGGGAAUGGAAAUGGUAUGGUCUCUGGAAUGCCGAAUAUUGGUUCGAUGGAUUUUACGGGCUUCGAUUGGGAUUCUUUCUUGUGUAUGGAUAUUCCGGUGUUGGAUGCUACGGCAAUUCUUUGAGGGAAGAUCGGUUUCAGAUGUAGUAUAUUUAUUUGAGAGGAAGUUAACUUUAUCAAAUACCUCUCUGGUAAAGUUGGGAGGUGUCAGGACCGGCAUGAAAUUUCCUGCUGGGUGGCGAGUGAGCGCGAUAUUGUAUAUACCUACCUGCUUUAAGCGUUGAUAUUUUAGAGAGUAAACAAUUCAGAACACAAUACGCAUAUAUAACGGGGAUUAAUAUUCUUGGAAAGGCUUAGUAGGUAACCCGAGUAUCGCUAAUGUAACUAAAUAAAGCAAAAUAAAACA